AUGUCGAUGGAAGGUAAAGAGAGAGUAAUUUUGACAAUUAUUAUGAUGCUAUGGUGGGGUGCGGGGAAUUGUACGGCGUUCGAUUCAACAGUUGCACAAGAUGGUUCUGGCGAUUACAAAACAAUUACCGAAGCAGUAAUUGCAGCACCGAAAAUGAGUACAAAAACAUACUUCAUACAUGUCAAAAAAGGAACUUACAAUGAAAACGUCACUAUUCCGAAUGAGAAACCAAAUAUAGCCCUUGUUGGCGAUGAAGUAUACGGCAGUGGUUUUAUUGGGAUUUCGUUGACAAUCAGAAAUACUGCUGGACCAGAAGGUGGUCAAGCAGCUGCAUUAACAAUUGCUCCUUUUAAAGGCUUUACUUCAUUUUAUCAAUGUAGUUUUUUGGGUUACCAGGAUACAAUAUUUUCCUCAGAUACUUCAUUUUUCAGAGAGUGUUUGAUAUUUGGUACAAUCGAUUUUAUCACUGGCAGCGGACGUGCUGUAUUUCAAAAUUGUCGUCUUAAAGCAAGGCCACCAAUACAUGGACAAGGAGUGAGAAUACUUGCUCCAGGGGAAGAUUACAACAAUUACUUUUUGUAA
Solanum lycopersicum (tomato) is the source of this 582-nucleotide messenger RNA. Its product is annotated as probable pectinesterase 30. The record is from RefSeq and is a predicted model, not a curated record. NCBI's taxonomy places the organism in Eukaryota, Viridiplantae, Streptophyta, Magnoliopsida, Solanales, Solanaceae. Gene Ontology annotation, biological process: cell wall modification. Gene Ontology annotation, molecular function: pectinesterase activity; pectinesterase inhibitor activity.